Daucus carota subsp. sativus is the source of this 1300-nucleotide messenger RNA. Its product is annotated as UPF0481 protein At3g47200. The annotation marks the transcript as partial. Lineage: Eukaryota; Viridiplantae; Streptophyta; Magnoliopsida; Apiales; Apiaceae. The transcript has 2 exons. The record is from RefSeq and is a predicted model, not a curated record.
CUCAACAAUUUGCCCCUGCAGAGCUACAUUGAUGCAUUAGUCCCUGUGGUGCAGGAUUUGAAGGACUCGUAUGAUUCUCUGGACGCGGUGUGGCAGCAAGACACUGAAGCCUUUUUGCACUUGAUGAUUCUUGAUGGCUGUUUUAUGCUUGAAAUUCUGCGCAUGUCAGACAGAAUUAACGGCUAUCAACAUCAGUAUUCAUGGAAAGAUAUUGGUGCAGAGUAUGCUCUCAACGAUCCGAUUUUCAGCAAUCAUGGAUUCUUGUAUAUCAUGCCAUACAUUAAAAGGGAUAUGCUGAUGCUUGAAAAUCAGCUGCCCAUGCUGCUGCUGAAAACCCUGCUUGCAGUUCAAAAUGAAGGAACAAUGCAGAAGGAGUUUCUCAACUACCACAUUCUUAAGUUCUACACUCCAAAUUUGCUUGUCCGCGGCAUGGGGGACUGCCUGCACGUACUGGACGUGUACAGGCGCAACUUAAUUUUAGGUGAUGGUGAUGGAAUAGUUGAAGAUCCAAUCCCUUGUAACUCUGAUAUCAAAGACGAGUACGAGAUAAUGUGGUCUGCAACCGAGCUCCACAAUGCAGGAAUCCAGUUAAAGAAAAGCAAAAGCUCUAGCCUUAAGGACAUCAGAUUCACCAGUAGCGGGGUUCUAAGAAUUCCUCGUAUCAUAAUCGACGAUACCACAGAAUCAAUGUUCCUGAACCUGAUAGCUUUCGAAAGAUUACACGUUGGUGCUGGAAACGAAGUGACUUCUUACAUUUUCCUUAUGGGCAACAUUAUCGACAAUACUAGAGAUGUCAGCCUUCUGACCUUGAACGGUAUCAUCCAAAACGCAAUUGGAGGCAACAAAGCCGCGGCUAAAUUGUUUAACUCACUUUGCAAGGAUAUAACACUUGAUCCCAAUAGUAACCUAAAUCUUGUGCAGCAAUGUGUUCACCAUUACUGCAUGAAGCCUUGGAACAAAUGGCGCGCCACUCUUAUGCACACCUACUUUAGUAACCCUUGGGCUAUUCUCUCUGUUCUUGCAGCAAUCUUUCUCAGACAAUCUACACUGUGUUGCAACUGUAUCAGCCUCAGUCUCCUGGCUCUCCUCCCCAUACUUGAGAGUUUCUCCUGUUAACUAUAUGCAAUUUUCAUUAUUUAACCUAAAGAUAUGUGUUAAGUGAAUUUGUAAGUGUGAUUUCGAGACCUGAUGAUCAGUUGUUUUUUUCAUUAGAUUCUCAUUUUGUGACCUAAUGAUCAGGUGCAUGCUUAAUUUUAUUGGAGUUUCAUUUCGCUUCUGAAAUUACUUUACUAGCAAGGUU